This is a messenger RNA of Bombyx mandarina (wild silkworm), 2950 nucleotides long. It is a transcript of the gene JhI-21, whose product is annotated as Juvenile hormone Inducible-21. The record is from RefSeq and is a predicted model, not a curated record. Gene Ontology annotation, molecular function: L-amino acid transmembrane transporter activity. Gene Ontology annotation, biological process: amino acid transmembrane transport. Gene Ontology annotation, cellular component: membrane. Lineage: Eukaryota; Metazoa; Arthropoda; Insecta; Lepidoptera; Bombycidae.
GGGUGUCUCUAUCGGUGAGUCGCGGGCUCCCCCAUGCCGAGCGUUCUAUAAGUUUGCCGAGAGACAUGCGCGGCGACGUCUGCUCCGAUUGCUCGACCGCCGCGCGGCACUAGUUCGCUUGUCUGACGUCAGCAGCAAUCCACCUAUUCCAGUUUCGCAGGUUGAUUAUAACAUGGUAACACAAAGUGAUUCAGUCGAGUGAGAUAUCUUGUGGCGGUCUGUUCGGCGGACACAGUUGUGAUAACGCGCGGCUCUAUCCACGUGCGUGCGUUUACCGGCGUGCGCGAUUGAUUUUUUGCGGAAUGGGUGAGGAAUCUCAGGCCGGCGAUGGAAAAGUCGUAUUAAAACGUAAAAUAACCUUAUUUAAUGGGGUGGGAAUCAUUAUAGGAACGAUUAUUGGAUCCGGAAUAUUCAUAUCCCCUGCUGGAGUUUACUUGUACACAGGGUCAGUGGCUGCCUCGUUAAUAAUAUGGCUUGCGAGCGGACUUCUGUCCACGCUGGGAGCUUUGUGCUACGCCGAGCUGGGUACAUCGAUCACAAGAUCAGGAGGAGACUAUGCGUACAUAUAUACAGCCUUCGGACCGCUGCCAGCGUUUUUGAGGCUCUGGAUUGCACUGCUCAUUAUCAGGCCUACCACCCAGGCGAUAGUGGCGCUCACCUUUGGAAAUUACGUUGUCAAACCCUUCUUUCCGGAGUGUGAUCCACCGGAGAACGCUGUCAGACUCCUUGCUGCAGUAUGCUUGUGUGUACUGACUGCUAUAAACUGUAUCAGCGUGAGAUGGACCAUGCGCAUCCAAGAUGUGUUUACAACGUCAAAGCUACUGGCUCUAGUCGUCAUCAUCAUUUCAGGACUCUACUAUAUUUGCAUAGGUAACACACAAAAUUUCGAGAACGCAUUUGCUGGAGAAUAUAGUGCUGGUAAUAUUGCGCUAGCCUUUUAUUCGGGCCUCUUCGCUUUUGGAGGUUGGAAUUAUCUCAACUUUGUAACCGAAGAACUCCAGGAUCCUUAUAAGAAUCUUCCUCGCGCGAUAUGGAUUGCUUUGCCUCUGGUUACGAUUAUCUACGUCAUGGCAAACUUGGCCUACUUUGCGGUCGUCACUAAAAUGGAAAUGAUGGCAAAUCCAGCCGUUGCUGCGAUAUUCGGUGAUCGCCUCUUCGGAAACUGGAGCUGGGUGAUUCCAGUGUUCGUGGCGUUGUCCACUUUUGGAGGCGUCAACGGUGUCUUAUUCACGUCAGCUCGUCUAUUCGCCACCGGCGCCCAGGAGGGCCACAUGCCGGCGUUCUUUUCACUGUUCCACGUCGAUAAACAAACUCCUAUACCCUCUCUUAUAUUUACGUGUUUCUUCUCGUUACUCAUGUUGACAACUAGCAACGUUUUCGCCCUUAUAAACUACUACUCGCAGAUACUUUGGCUUUCCGUCGGUGCAUCUGUCGUUGGAAUGUUGUGGCUUCGACGAACGAAACCUGACCUGCCUCGGCCAAUCAAAGUCAACAUAGUUAUACCGUACAUAUUUCUCAUCGCUAUUGCGUGUUUAGUUAUAAUUCCGGCGAUUGUACAGCCCAAGGAUACUGCAAUAGGUAUUGUUAUUUUACUCUCUGGCAUCCCUGUUUACUAUUUGUGUGUAAAAUGGCAAAGGAAACCAGAAGCGUAUCAUUCGUUCUCUGGUGGCAUUUUGAGGUUCCUACAAAAAACAUGUUCCUGUAUUUAUCUUGAUUCCACAGAGAAAUUGUCUGAGAGUUAGGUGAAUGUAAACAGAAUAGUUUCAAAAAUGUAUUUCUCGUCACGUAGGCGGUGUUUACUCGAACAAUGAACCUUGAAAAAUGUAUAUAAUAUCGGCUGUAUUGGACCAAUAUUGUUAUAUUAUUUAAAAGUGUUAAAAGAAGAAAAAAAUGCUUCUUGUUUGUGAUCUUCGUCGUAUUUAAAGGAGUCAGUGAAGUCAACCGCCCUUUAUUGGCGGGAAACAUAAAAUAAUGUUGUCACUUCACUUGUCUAUUUAGUACAUUUGCUCUGUCUGCUUAAAAACUGUCAUGUGUACAUAUAAGUUAUUUUUUCUUUUUUAAAUAAUAGAAUAUUAAUAAUAAUAUUAUCAAAUUAAUCAUAUGUCAUUAUCAUUAGUGACUUCUGUUUGAACACGCAUCGACAUUCUUGCUGCUUAUGAUAUGGGUUAAUGGCAUGUUUGGGAUAUUCGGAAAUAUACCAAAUGUUUGGACCAAACACAGCGGCACUGCUACUCAUGUACGCUAUAAGUGAAGUGCCAUCUAAAAUAAAUAUUGCGUAUUUGAAAAAUGUACCACUAAAGGCUAAACUCCUCAGUAUUUAUACAUUUACGAUUAUAAUGAGCUUAAGUAUAUUUUAUGAAACGUUUUAAACGUGUAUGUACUCUCAUUAGUAUUUUGUAAUUAUUCAAACUAUGUUUAGAGGUAUGAAUUAUAAUUUAAUUUUUUUAAAAUUAGUAUUACUUAUUUAUUAAGUUAGACUGAUAAUAAUUAUCACAUUACAAUCAAUGGUUUUAUUUUUAACACGCUUUUAUUACAUAGCUUGACCCGUGUAACGGAAUCUUUCACAAAAUUCAAGGCUUUCGAUUAAUUUGAAAAUUUGAACUAUGAAAGACCUAUGAUGAAAAUAGUUUUUAAUUUUGCUUCCUGUUAAAGCGUGUUUUUAUUCGUAUUUUUUAAACUAUAUUUUUACUUCUUAUCUUAAUUUAGACCGACGUAUUUAAAUGUUUUAGUGUAGAAAUUUUCUGUCCACAUUAGGAAGCUGGAAACCGUUCGAAGUAAUCCUAAUAGCUCUCUUAUAUUUCGUAAAGUGAAUGUGAUUUCCUAUAACCUAUAAGUCCUAUUUAUUGUAGACUUAUUCUUCUAUUCAAUAUAAAGGCGCAUUUAGCCCAAUUAUGGAAUAAAACAAAAAUAGCUAUAUAAUAAAAAUUUGACUGCUUUUCGUUGUUCGUUA